Brachypodium distachyon (stiff brome) is the source of this 2371-nucleotide messenger RNA. RefSeq lists its product as uncharacterized. The record is from RefSeq and is a predicted model, not a curated record. The coding region runs from base 390 to 2066 and encodes 558 amino acids. The transcript has 16 exons. Lineage: Eukaryota; Viridiplantae; Streptophyta; Magnoliopsida; Poales; Poaceae.
UGCUACCGUCUAGGCCUUUCCGCUGCCUCACCUGAGUCCCGCCUGGCCUACCACCGCGUGCCCUAGAGCUGCCGCCAUCGGCGACGCCUCAAUCUCGCCCACGCCGCCCCUCUCACGCCCGUCGCCGCCAUCGCCAUCGCCGUUCCCCUCUUUCCUCGUCGGGACAUCGCGUCGUUCUUGCUGUCUCCACCCCCAUCCGCAGUCGACUUUGGCCACCAGGUCUCGAGCCUGGAAAAGAUGCAGAGUAAUAAGCGAGAAGGCGUUUCUACGACAAUCUCCGACAAGAAACAAAAAACCUGCAUAAGUAGUUGCGGAGGAAAUUGCAUCCGGAUAAUAUUUUUGAAGAGGAAUUUGGCAGCUCAAGUGAUUCUGGUCAAGGUGUCUGGAGCAUGCUCAGUGAAGAAGUCGCAUCAAACAUAGCUGAAACUGUUGUAUCACUUGCCUCGUUCGAUCGCGGGAAUUCAAUGUUUUUCGCAUGCACGGGCAUAAUUAUCGAUUACAGUCUAACUACCACAACUGCAAGUAUUCUGACUUCACUAAGUUUGAUUAAAUCUAUUGAUGACGAUAGCGAGACCUUCCUCAAUAGGAAGAUUAAAGUGUGCCUUCCAAAUAACCUUGUAGCCAUGGGAUGGUUGAAAUUCUAUGAUGUAAAAUGCAAUAUUGCUAUUGUCAAUAUCAAGGCCUUCCCUGUUCUUCGCACAUGUCUUGAGCAUCAACAACUCAAGUCCCAGAGUGAAGUAGUUGCUGUAGGGCGUUGCUUCAGCUCAGGAAAAUUAAUGGCCACAACUGGGAUGUUGAUUGACAAUCCAAGUGAAGCUUAUUCUGAGGAGCUUGAAGUCUCCACAUGUGAAAUCACUAUGACUGGAGUUGGUGGGCCCCUCAUUGGAUUGGAUGGGGACUUCGUUGGGAUGAACUUUUAUGAUACAAAAGUGACUCCAUUCCUACCAAAGAAAAAAAUUCUUGAACUCUUGAUGCAGUGUAGAAAAAUACCGACAUGCUGUGUUAAAUGUGAGCGAGGAGUUGAACGUAGAACUGGUAGACGCUUCAGCAACCCACCAGAAUAUCCUGGAUUAGAUGUUCGCUCAAGGUUGGGGAAGAAUCCUUCCUUGUGUACAAUCUGUGAUCCAGAAGGUCAAACAGAACAUGAGGAUAAGUUAUUAGGCACUUUAUCUUUUCUUCCUCGGUGGCCGCAGGAUGGUUAUGGUGUUGGAUCCAUUGAUGAGAGAAGAAAUGUGCUAAGGUCCAGAAAUUAUCCCUUUCCACUUUUGGAGGAUCGGGGCGGGCGUUUGUUUCAUACAUUUGAAGAUAAAUUUUGUGAAGAUAUCUGGUGGAAACUCACAGAAAAAGUUGCUUCACACAUGUCUCAAAGUGUUGUGUCACUGGCUUCAUUCAUUGGAGAAGCAAGAUUUUUUGCGUGCACAGGCAUAUUCAUUGAUUGCACUGAGUCCACUACAAGAAUUCUGACUUCGGCAAGUUUGGUUAGAACUUGCGAUGAUAAUGAUACGAUUAUUGAUAACUUGAAGCAGAUUGAAGUGUGCCUUCCAGAUAAACAAUAUACCAAAGGGACAUUGCAACAUUACAAUUUACACUAUAAUAUUGCUGUCGUCAGCAUCACUGGUUUCAGCUGUACUCGGACAGCACAAAUUUAUGACCAGGUGCAAAUUGAACCUCAUGGGGAGGUAGUAGCUGUAGGAAAAAUCUUUGAGUAUGGCAUAUUAAUGGCCGCAAGUGGGAUAGUAACUCACAAAGCAAGUAAGAUCAAUUGCAAAGAACUUAUGAUCUCCACUUGUAAAAUCACCAAGGCUGGGAUUGGAGGGCCUCUUAUUGAUUUUGAUGGAAAUUUUAUUGGCGUGAACUUCUUUGGCCUGGAAGAAACUCCAUACGUACCAAGUAAUAUAAUUCUGGAACUCUUGCGGAAUUUUGAUGGAAAAGGGACUGGUGCAGCUCAUUUUGCCCACGAUCAAAACCCAACCAGAUGGCCUGUGCCUAAGCCAUAUUGGUGCUAUCCGUCAUUCCACAUCUUCGAGGAAGAUCCAGAGGAUAUAGAACCUCAGCGAUUCGAUUAAUGCAUUUGUCAACCUCAACCUGCUGAUUGAGCCACUUCACUUGCUGGAUCGAGCUGUUUCAUGAGCUCCUUUUCAUUCAUGUACUUGAGGAUAUAGUGCCAGACGAUUUCUAGGUUCAGCCUAUGGUAUAUGUAAAGAGCACUUGACUAGUCCUUUCCAUUCAUGUACUUGACGAUAUAGUACCGGAUAGCGCCAUGUAUGAAGAGUACAUGUCUUAACAAAGAGAGAGUACAAGAUAUUUUUUGUAGUGAUUUAGCAUCUGGACAACAUAAGACGCUGCAUCAAGCCGUUGCUUCUACCGUCUA